AUGAUCGUCUUCUUUCUCUUUCUCAUGUCAAUGUGCGUCUUCUGGCUCAUCAGAGACAGAGGUUCCAAGCUCCGGCCACCACUGCCUCCGGGCCCAAAACCAUUGCCAUACAUCGGCAGCAUAAUCACAAUGCUUCGAAACAAGCCCACAUUCCGAUGGAUACAUAGGAUGAUGGAUGAAAUGAACACCAAGAUCAUAUGCAUCCGUCUUGGAAACGUCCAUGUUGUAGCUGUGACUGAUCCGAAGAUUGCUCGUGAGUUCUUGAAGGACAAAGAUGGAAUCUUCUCUUCGAGGCCUAACUGCAUGUCGGGUUUUCUGACAAGCGGUGGUUACUUGACCACCGUUCUUGUUCCAAUGAGUGAUUAUUGGAAGAUGAUGAGGAAAAUCCUGCACACGGAGAUUCUGUCACCGCAUAGGCAUAAGUGGCUUCAAGACAAACGAGACAGAGAAGCUGAUAAUCUGCUAAGGUACAUUUACAGCCGAUGUUAUACCAAUAUUGAGGUCACCGGAGGGAUUGUGAACGUACGGACUGUUGUGCAACAAUACUCGACCAACGUCAUAAGGAAUAUCUUGUUCGGGAGUAGGUAUUUCGGCAAAGGGAACACAGAUGGUGGACCUGGGGAAGAAGAGAUCGAGCAUGUUGAUUCGCUUUUGGCAGUUCUUGGUUACCUGUACGCAUUUAGUGCAUCAGAUUACUUCCCGUGGUUGCGGUGGAUAACUGAUUUUGAUGGCCAUGAGACGAUCAUGAGGAGGGCAAUACGGACCUCAAGAAAGUAUCAAGAUCGUUUGGUUGAUGAAAGGAUUCGAGAAUGGAAAGAUGGAGUUAGAACAAAAGAAGACGACUUGCUUGAUGUUUUCAUCAACAUUAAGAACCCUUCACUAACCGCAGAUCAAAUCAAAGCUCAAAUCUUUGAACUGAUAUUAGCAGCAUUUGAUAAUCCAGCAAAUGGUAUCGAAUGGGCAAUCGCCGAAAUGAUAAACCGUCCAAUGAUCUUCAAUAAAGCGGUGCAAGAGCUAGAUUCCGUGGUUGGAAAAGAUCGACUUGUACAAGAAUCCGACAUACCAAACCUUAACUAUAUCAAAUCAUGUGUGAAAGAGGCUUUUAGGUUGCACCCUGUUGCACCUUUUAACCUCCCUCAUGUGUCAUCCGGCGACACUGUUGUCGCCGGAUACUUUAUACCUAAGGGCAGUCACGUGAUAUUGAGCCGCCUAGGACUAGGGCGGAACCCUGAGGUUUGGGAGGACCCGCUAACAUUCAAUCCGGAUCGUCACAUGAAUGAUGAUAAAGAAGUGAUGCUAACCGACCACAGCCUUAAAAUGUUGUCAUUUAGCACAGGUCGGCGUGGGUGCUGUGGGGUGUUAUUGGGCUCGACCAUGGCCAUAAUGUUGUUGGCUAGGAUGGUGCAUGGGUUCACAUGGGAGUCGCCUCCAGGAGAACCAUACCUUGAUUUAAAUGAAAACUUACAAGAUUUGAUGAAGGCUAAGCCAUUGUUAGCCUUGGCGAAGCCUCGUUUGUCUCACCAUUUAUACCCUAUAUGA
Molecule: messenger RNA, 1539 nt
Organism: Lactuca virosa
Lineage: Eukaryota; Viridiplantae; Streptophyta; Magnoliopsida; Asterales; Asteraceae
Source: the annotation of a GenBank genome assembly